AUGCCUGGUGUCACUCAUUCCCAAUCAUUGUUGCCGGGAGCCACCGCCCAGCUCUGGUCGAAGCCCAAGACUUCAAAGGCGCCCCUCCAGGACGACAUUCUGCGAAGGUAUCGCCCGUCGUUUCAUCCGCUUCUUCAAGCGGUGAAACUCCAGCAAGAAUAUUAUCGCAGAGCGCUGGAGAAGAACGACGAAGAUCAGAAGAUCGUAGCUCUGAGAGCCGCCUCGACGGCUCAAACCGGCCUCCUCAGGGUUAUGAACCUGGAGGAAUUCCUUACCCUAUUCGAGAACUGGAAUCCGGUAUCGGAGUACCAAGACUACCUGACAGGACAGUCGGGCAAGGAUUACUGGAGGAAAGAAGGGAUCCCGACGACUCCCUCCCAAGCCCCAGAGGCCCUGAUGAGACCACCGGAAGAGAACCAAGAACAACCGACGAUCAACUCGUCCACUCAACCUCCGGCCGCGAUGCACCAUCCUCAGGGAGGGUACUACUACCCCCCGACGAAUCCGCAAGCCCAACAGCCGUACUGGAAUCAACCGAGCUAUCCAGUGAAAGCUCAGGGUUACCAGUACCAUCCUCCGGCAAACUACCAACAUCCGACGAGUGGCCAAGAUCACCCAGCGUCGGCGACAGGCGGACCGACCACUUUCCAGUCCAAUCAAAGCAGAGGUCGCAGAAGGAACUCCAACCGCAGGCGCAACCAAAGUCACAGAGGUCCCGAUUGGCUUCCCAGGCCUGGUCCCAACCGAGCCCCUCAGAACUCGAACGCAGGGAGCAGCAGAGAAGCGAGAAGACGAUCUCAUCAGAUCUCGAUCCAUCGAGAGAUGAUUCGUCUCAACAGGACCACUCAGGCCCAAUUCCAAGCCUUGGAAUCGAUGCGCGACCAGAACGCCGGGUAA
Molecule: messenger RNA, 897 nt
Organism: Puccinia graminis f. sp. tritici CRL 75-36-700-3
Lineage: Eukaryota; Fungi; Basidiomycota; Pucciniomycetes; Pucciniales; Pucciniaceae
Exons: 2
Coding region: 1-897 (298 amino acids)
Source: RefSeq, a predicted model, not a curated record